Molecule: messenger RNA, 1463 nt
Organism: Oncorhynchus nerka (sockeye salmon)
Lineage: Eukaryota; Metazoa; Chordata; Actinopteri; Salmoniformes; Salmonidae
Gene: ppp1r14aa
Product: protein phosphatase 1, regulatory (inhibitor) subunit 14Aa
Exons: 4
Coding region: 328-816 (162 amino acids)
Biological process (GO): regulation of phosphorylation
Cellular component (GO): cytoplasm
Molecular function (GO): protein serine/threonine phosphatase inhibitor activity
Source: RefSeq, a predicted model, not a curated record
GAUCACUUCUGAAACCAAUGUAAUGAAACAGCAGGGAGCAGGUCUCGAACCUUCGAGCCCGAGGUCCGGCGCGCUAUCGACUGUGCCGAAAAAGCAUGCUUGUGCGGCACGAGUCGAUUUCCGCGCCAGGGUCGUUACAAUACUUUAGGUCAUUGGAUUGUUUACAGACAAUCACAGAUUGUCAUGUGUUGGGUGGGAAGUCACAAUCUCUGGAAGUCACCCUCAGAGUUUAGUCAGCAACACGUGACAACGGAGGGCGCUCUGAGCGAGCUGGGAUUGACAUAGGGACUCGGACUCCAUUUAGCUUGGGAACCAGUCAGACCAGAUAUGGCAGCCAACAGGUUCGGAAGGACGCACGCAGAUGAAGUCCACUCGUCAGAUUUGGGAACGUAUCCGGAACACGGAGGCAACCUUCAGAAGAGACAAGCUCGAGUUACUGUGAAAUACAACAGAAAAGAGCUACAGAGGCGACUAGACGUGGAGAAAUGGAUAGACGACUGUUUGAACGAGCUGUACUUGGGCAAGGAGGAAGACAUGCCAGACGAGGUAAACAUUGAUGACCUGAUAGAUCUACCUAGCAAUGAGGAGCGAGUGAAAAAGUUACAGGAGAUCCUUCAGACAUGCAGCAACAACACUGAGACCUUCAUCGGCGAGCUGUUGGUCAAGCUGGAAGGCCUUCACAAGCAGGAGGAGCUGGCUACAGAGGGCAUCGAACACCCCUCCCUUUGCAACCACCCCCAGCACCGCCAUGAGCCGUACCACUUCAACGACCCCCACUGCCCCCGCACCCACACCCACACCCACCAGACCCUCUGACCUCACCACACAGCUGACCUCUGACUAGGGGUGUAAAAUUCUUUCCCAAAAUUACCUGGUUUUCCAUAAAUUCCUGUUGGAAUAUUUCUGGAAUCAGGAGGGAAUAAGCAGGGAGGAAAUCCUCCAACUGUUCCCGGUAAUCUUCCAAUUGGGUUUGCUGAAAAAGCUGGGAAUUUGGGGAACGUUUCUGGAAUUUUGUUUCCCAGCAACCCCAUUUCAUCCAUUCCCCCCCCUCCCCCAAAACACACCCUCGGACCACCCUCGGACUCUAUCCACACACUGAUCUUAACAUGUCACAUGAACAACAUCUGUUGCCAUGUUGUCCAGGCACUUGGGAUCACAUCCCACUGGGCCCACUUUGUCAUUUCAACAUGGAGAAUUUGGUAUUUGCUAGAUAUGUGGAUCAAUGAGCUUUCAAACCAUUUUGAAAAAGACAGCCAAAAGUUUGAAUUCCCAUCUAAAAGCACAACCAAAUUUAUUUAGUUUAGUUUAUUUGUCACCUUCCUUUUUAACAAUUUAAAAGCACAACAAAGCUAAAAUUGUUUAUUUAUCAAACAACUUAAUGUGUUAUCAUUGUGCUUCAUUUAAUAGCACAACCAAAUGACCUGAAUUCCAGUUGAUUACAUUAAAGUACAUGGUGCAAGUGA